Messenger RNA from Eriocheir sinensis (Chinese mitten crab), 8335 nucleotides. It is a transcript of the gene crb, whose product is annotated as protein crumbs-like. Bases 145 to 7056 code for a protein of 2303 amino acids. Gene Ontology annotation, molecular function: calcium ion binding; Notch binding. Gene Ontology annotation, biological process: Notch signaling pathway; establishment or maintenance of epithelial cell apical/basal polarity; heterophilic cell-cell adhesion. The transcript has 41 exons. The record is from RefSeq and is a predicted model, not a curated record. NCBI's taxonomy places the organism in Eukaryota, Metazoa, Arthropoda, Malacostraca, Decapoda, Varunidae. Gene Ontology annotation, cellular component: plasma membrane; protein-containing complex.
CGAGUCAGUGUGUGUUGACCUCUUGUGGGGCGAUGACGGGCCGGGACAGUCGCUCGUGUGUCUGUGUGUGCUAGAAGUGUUAAAGUGCUGUGUUAGUGUCUUAUUCCUCGACUAUAUUCCCUUGAAGGACUGGACGCGACUCUCAUGGCGGCCUGGACUACGAAAGGAGUGACGCGCCAAGGGGUGUGGGUGUUGGCGGCGGCGGCUGUGCUGGUGGCGGCAGGGGCGCUGAUCCCCGGGGCGGCGGCGCAGCACGAGGGGGGCGUGGUCUCCCUGCCCCCCCCGGACGAUGCCACAGUGCCCGAGGACCCCCAGGAGGACACCGCGGCGGAGGUGGGCGGCGUGGGCGAGGACGUGGGCGUGUCUGGGGAGGCUGAGCGGGGUGACCUGACGCCGGGCGGGGGGUCACGCGAGGGUCACUUUUCAGGCGGGUCGGCGCGCGUGGUGCUGCCGGAAACCCUCAUUCUGCGCGGCUACACGUCCCUCAGCUUCAGGACCUGCAGCCAUGGCACGCUGCUGCAACAGACGGGUUCGGGCGGGGACAGCCUGGUGCUGGGCGUGAGCGAGGAGGGGUCGCUGGUGCUGACCCUGACCCAGCACGGCCACGCGCACACCACCACGCUGUCCAGGAGCCUCAACGACAACGCCUGGCACAGAGUCUACCUCAAGUUCGAGCUGGGCGUGCUGACGCUGGGCGUGGGCCAGGCCACGGUUGUGGUGGCCAACAGCACGCACGGCAGCGCCUCGCUGCUGGACCUGGAGCUGUGGUCCGCCUCGCCGCAGCUCACCAUCGGCAGGAACUUCACGGGCUGCCUGCUGCAGGGCGCCGGCACGAACUUCACCAGCAACUUCGCCCUGCACACGGGCGUGCAGUGGGACGCCUGCCCGCUGCCUGAUGGAACAGACUGCACCGGCUACCAGGAGGACCCGUGCUUCGCCCAGCCGUGUGGCCGCCGUGGUGAGUGCGUGGCCGCCGGGGACAGCUAUGCCUGCAACUGUUAUACGCGCUAUGAGGGAGAGCAAUGCCAGAUCGACACCGGGCCGCUGUGUCCAAGGACAGAGUUCCAGUGUGCCAACGGGGGGCUAUGUCAGGAGGACCGUCAGGGCAACACCACCACCUGUGCCUGCCCCACUGGCUACAUUGGUGCCACCUGUCAGACGCCCAUCAACGAGAACUUCUGUGAGGCCGACACACACCCUUGCCAGAACAAUGCCACCUGCACCAUCACGGCGUUCUCGGAUAGUUACGAGUGCCUGUGUCAGCCUGGGUACAGCGGCGAGCACUGCGAGGUGAACGAUAACGACUGCGCCUCACAACCCUGCUGGAACGGCGGCCUCUGCAUAGAUGGCAUCAACGACUUCUCCUGCAACUGUGACGGCACCGGCUAUGUCGGGGACGUGUGCCAAGACAACAUCGACGAGUGUUUGCCCAUGUCUCCGUGCCUCAACGGGGCCACCUGUUACGACCUGUACGGCAGCUACGAGUGUGCCUGUGUGCCGGGCUAUGGGGGCAAGCACUGCGAGCUGGAGGUGAUGGAGUGCUCGUCGGACCCCUGCCAGAACGGGGGUACGUGCACAGACCUGCAGAACGCCUACCGCUGUGCCUGCCUGCUGGGCUUCGAGGGCGACAACUGCGAACGUAACAUUGACAACUGUUACAAUGUGACCUGCCCAGAGAACUCCUUCUGUGAGGACGGCGUGAACGAGUACGUGUGUCGCUGCAGCCCGGGAUACUCAGGCUCAGCCCCUAACUGUGUUGAGAUCAAUGAGUGUGCCUCUUCUCCAUGCCUCAACGGGGCCACCUGUUAUGACGACAGCAACGCCUACACCUGUAUCUGUGGCCCGGGAUUCUCAGGGAGGAACUGUGAGGUGAACAUUGACGACUGUGCCGGCGCUCCCUGCCAACACGGGGGGACCUGCCAUGACGAAGUAGAGGCCUUCACCUGCGAGUGCCCAGCUGGGUUCGAGGGCGUGCACUGUGAGGUGAACCGCGACGAAUGUGCACUUAAUGUGUGUGUGCACGCCACCGACUGUGAGGACCUGAUCGGCGACUACACGUGUCACUGCGAGGAUGGCUGGGCGGGGAAGAACUGUGAGGAUGAGGUUGACGAGUGUGCCUCCUCGCCCUGCCUCAACGGUGCCUCGUGUAAGGAUAGAGUUAAUGGCUUCGACUGUACCUGUCUGCCGGGCUUCACAGGCCAGACAUGUGAGACCAACAUUGAUGAGUGUGCCUCCACCCCCUGCCUGAACGGUGGGGUGUGUGUGGACGGCAUCAACAACUACACCUGUGAGUGCGGCGAGGCAUUCAUGGGCACCAACUGUGAGGAGCAGUACGACGCCUGUGCUGCCCAGCCCUGCCACAAUGGGGGGUCCUGCAUCACCACGCGAGGAGACAGGAGCUUCUACUGCGAGUGUAUCCCAGGUUUUGAGGGCCUGUACUGCAGCAACAACAUCAACGACUGCUUCGACGUGACCUGCUCGGAUGGCAAGGUGUGCUUCGAUCUGGUCAACAGCUACGAGUGCCGCUGCCCAGAGGGGUUCACCGGCGAAAACUGCUCCGUCAACAUUGAUGAGUGCCAGAGCGACCCUUGCCUCAACGGGGGGGAGUGCCAUGACGGGAGGGCCAACUACACAUGCAUAUGCCUGCCAGGAUACACAGGCCACAACUGUGAGGAGGACGUUGACGAGUGCGCGACGCAGCAGCCGUGCAUCAACGGGAUCUGCGAGAACACCAACGGCUCCUACCAGUGCUACUGUCGGCCGGGCUUCUCGGGUGACCACUGCAACCUGGAGUUCGACGAGUGCCUGUCCCACCCCUGCAAGAACAGCGGUACUUGCAUCAAUCGCAUCAACGGUUACGAGUGCGUCUGUCAGCCUGGCUUCACCGGGACCGACUGUGACGUGGAUAUUGAUGAGUGUGAGAGUGGCCCGUGCCAGAACAAUGCCACCUGCCUCGAUGCCAUUGCCACCUUCGCCUGUGAGUGCCUGCCUGGGUUCACUGACCAGCUUUGCUCCACCAAUAUUGACGAGUGUGAGUCGGACCCUUGUAUGAAUGCCGGCGUGUGCACGGAUGGCAUCAACGAAUUCACGUGUAACUGUAGUGCCACCGGCUUCAAGGGCCCUCAGUGCGAGAUAAACAUAGAUGACUGUGAGUCGUCGCCUUGCCAGCACGGAUCAACCUGCUCAGACCUCAUUAAGGACUAUGAGUGUGUCUGCCACCCCGGAUACCAAGGCAAGAACUGUGAGGAGGACAUAGCCGAGUGUGAGUCCAUCCCUUGCCUCAACGGUGCCACCUGUCUGGAGCGCAGCAACCUCACCCUCUAUGACCUCGGGGUGUUCGACAACUUCACUUACGAGGAGGCGGGAGGCUUCGAGUGCGAGUGUGUGCCUGGAUUUGAAGGCGAGACGUGCGAGGUGAACAUUGACGAGUGUGAGAGUGCGCCGUGCCAGAAGGGAGAGUGCGUGGACGACAUCAACGCCUACUCCUGCAUGUGUUGGCCGGGCUACCAGGGCGUCGACUGUGAGACGGAGAUCAACGAGUGUGAGCUGUACGUGCCCUGUGUCAUGGGGACCUGCAUGGAUAAGGUCGCCGACUAUGAGUGUGUGUGCGAGGACGGGUACGGAGGCAAGAACUGUUCCGUGGAGCUGCUGGGGUGCCGCGGCGUGGAGUGCCUCAACGGCGGGGAGUGCCAGGCGCAGUUGGAGCAGGAGGUUACCCACGACUUUCAGUGCCGCUGCCCGCAUGGCUUCACCGGCCGCCACUGUGAGGACUCCACCACGCUGUCCCUUGCCGGCGCCUCAUAUGCCAUCAUGCACUCAGACCGGGAGGAAGGUUACGAGCUGUCCUUCCGGUUCCGCACGACGCUGAGCAGUGGCAUCCUGGCGGUGGGUCAGGGGGAGACCUACAUCAAGCUGGAGCUGCUGGACGGCCGCCUCAACGUGCACUCAUCCCUGCUAAACAAGUGGGAGGGCAUCUUCGUGGGCUCCGAGCUGAACGAUGGUGAGUGGCAGAACGUGCGGUUGACGGUGAACGACAGCCACGUGUUCCUGGCGGCCAACAACCAGACCACGCUGUACCCCAUCAACCCCGUGCAGACCAUCAACAGCUCUGACACAUCCUUCUCCACCACUGUGAUAGGAGGAGCGACCGCAACCCUGAAGAUCCUGUCCAAGGAGGCGCCUUUCUUCACGGGGUGUAUGGAGAACGUGGUGGUGGACGGCGUGGAGCUGGUGCCAAGGAGACUGUUGCCGCAGAUGAGGGUGCUGGUGGAUGAGGGGUGUCCGCGGGUGGAGCAGUGCAGCCCCAACCCGUGCCUCAACGAGGGCCAGUGUGUGGACCUGUGGAGCAGCUACAAGUGUAACUGUGAGCGGCCCUUCCUCGGGGACACCUGCCAGCUGAGCUUCACUCCCGUCACGUUUGGGAAUGAAGACACUAAGGACAGCCUGGUGACCGUCAUGAUCCCGGAGGUGGACCACGGCACCUACAGGACCCACGCCGAUGUGUCCAUGCUGGUGCGAACGAGGGAGCCAAACGGCCUCAUCUUCUACCUCGGCACACACUACGGCCCGGCCUUCGCGGGCGUGGAGGAGUCAUACAUCCUGGCGGAGCUGGUGCAGGGGCGGCUGGUGCUGCGCGUGCUGCUGGGCGGACACCAGGAGGAGCUCUUCACCGUCGCCGACGUCUCACUGGUGGAUGGGGAGUCACACCUCCUGCAUGUGAAACGCAUUAACCUGGAGCUUGAGGUUAGUGUGGACCACUUGCUGGUGCUCAACACAACGCUGCAGCACGGUGGCGACCUGCUGGCCCACGUGCUCUACCUUGGGGGGGUGCCCAGGGACUCCUCCACCCGGGUCAAGCGCCAACUCGGGGUGUCCAACUUCACCACCACCGUCACACGCCCACACUUCAAGGGGACGCUUCAGGACAUCAGGCUCAGCAACGGCUCCGAGACGCGCCUGGUUCAGCCGUUCCCGCUGGAGAAUGUGACGGCGGUGGUGCUUCCUGGGGACAACCUGGACAACGUGCAGACCCACAAUGUGCUGGAGGGCACUGUGAGUGAUGACACCUGCUCCUCCGCACCUUGCAUGAACGGAGGGACCUGCAACGUGACCUGGAACGACUUUGAAUGUGCCUGCCCCGUCGGCUACAAGGGCAAGACCUGUGAAGACCGCGAGUACUGUGCCAUCUACGAGUGCCCUGAAGGCUCCUUCUGUGCCAACCUGGAUGACGGGUACGAGUGCCAGGCCAACCUGACACUCUCCGGCGCAAACUCCUCCCUCACCUUCUCCCCCAGGAUCAGGCGCCCCCCCAUCACCCUAACGGACCUGCAGAUCACCUACAGAAGCCAGGUUGGUGGCGUGCUGGUCCACAGCCACAGCAGCGGUGCCGGUGUGCGGGUGAGCCUGGGUGCUGCGGGGGUGGUGGUGCAGCAGGAUAACGGCACCUCCGCCACCGCCACCUUCACCUCCAACGCUACUCUGGACGGCGCCUGGCACAACCUGAAGGUGACCCUCGACCCUGCCAUCGGCCUGCAGGUGCUGCUGGAUGACACACCUCUGCUGGGCGAUGACACCACAGUCAUUGUUGAUUUCAAGGAUUUGGUGUUGAGAGGCGAGAUCAUGCUUGGCGGUUCACCCCUGGACUCCGUGGCCCACAAUCUCCUGGACCCCACCCUGGCCAGCUCCCCCGCCCCGGCCCCCACCUCCCCCGCCCAGGUCGAGGGGGGCAGCACCACGCACAUGUUCCGGGGCUGCCUUGGGCCCUCCAGGGUGGCCGGCAUGCUGCUGCCAUUCUUCUCCCGCCAAGAGCUCAUCAAUAAUAGUGCGGCAAACCAGUUCUAUAGGAGGGAGGAGCAGAACACGGCCGUGGGCUGCACCGUCUGCUACCAGGAGGAGUGUGUCAACGGCGGGUUCUGCUCCAGCCCGGCGGAGGUGUACAGCUGUUCCUGCCCUGAAGGCUUCGAGGGUGAGCGCUGCGAGGUGAACAUCGAUGAGUGUGUCGGCCACCAGUGCCUCAACGGUGCCAGCUGUGUGGACGGCAUCAGCCAGUACACCUGCAGCUGCCAGCCAGGAUACACCGGGCAGUGGUGUGAGGAGGAUAUUGACGAGUGUGCCGCCAACCCAUGCCAGAACGGAGGAGAGUGCCGCAAUGAGAUUGCGCAUUUUGUGUGUCUCUGUCCGCCUGACUUCAUCGGUGUGGACUGCAGCGAGCUCAAGGUCAAGAACUGCUCCACCGUGAUGUGCCUCAACGGGGGGACCUGCAACGACGUCAUGAACCCAGAUACAGGCGUGGCCGACGACUACGAGUGCAGCUGUGCGUUCGGCUACACCGGCGACAACUGUGAGGAGACCGAGGACUUCUGCGCCAUGAAUAGGAUCGUCUGUCUUCAUGGCACCUGCAACUUAACCUUCAGGGACCAGGGUUGGGAGUGCCUCUGUAAUGCCGGGUGGGAGGGAGCACUGUGUCAAGAGGAGGUCGAUGAGUGCCUACCCGACCCUUGCAAGAAUGGUGGAAUCUGUGCGGACCUUGUCAAUGGCUACAACUGCACCUGCUUGGAGGGGUGGGAGGGGGCGACGUGCGAGGUGGACAUCAAUGAGUGUGAUCUGAGUCCCUGUGCGAAUGGAGGGGAGUGCGUCAACCUGCUUGGGACCUUCGAGUGCGAGUGUUCGGAACUCCAUUGUGGCCAGACCUGCAGCCUACCCAGCCCCUGCCUCGGCUUCAAUUGCACAGAGAACGGCGAGUGUGUGGAGCGCUGCGACGAGGAGGUGGAUGAGGAGCCCUUCGCCAAGUGCCACUGUGACGAGGGAUGGACCGGGGACGACUGUGCUAUGGCCCAUGUACAGUUCCCGACAGACCUGGAGUUGGCCAUCAUCGUGGGGUGUGUGGUUGGCCUCAUGCUGAUCAUCGCCAUUGUGGGCCUCACCGUGUUCCUCAUGAUGGCCAAGAAGAAGAGGCAGACAAGAGGGACUUACUCACCCAGCAGACAGGAGUUCUACAGCCCGCGUGUGGAGAUGGGCAACAUGAUGAAGCCGCCCCCCGAGGAGCGGCUCAUCUGAGGGGUGACGGCGGCGCGACGAGGGGAAACGUUUAGUCCAACAUGUUAGGGACCUGCUCACUAGCUUCUAAGUCCACCGGCGGCCUUACCCGGCGGCUGUGUGUGAACGGAGGACCUGCCUGUGUUCUGAGCCCUGGAGGUGGAGGUGGGAGGUGGAGCAGACUGUGAGGGUGUGAGGAGGAAGAGGAGGAGGAGGAGGAAGAGAGAGAAAGAAGUGAAAAGAAUUUGUUUGUGUGUGUUCUGUGUGAGUAAGAAAAGAGCUGAGAUGAAAAAGGAGGAAAAAGAGGAGGAGGAGGAGGAAGAGAGAGAGAGAGAGGACUUGUGUGUGUGUCCAGUGUGCUGUGUGGAAAGUGAAGGAAGAGAAGGAGGAGGAGAAGGAGGGAGAGAGAGACAAAAAGAGGCCUUAUUUGUGUGUUCUGUGUGCUCUGUAAGAAAGAGUUGGAAGGUGGAAUGGACGUGUGAGUGUUUGAAGUGGAAGAAAACGAAGAGAAGGAGGAGGAGGAGGAGGGAAAUGAAAAGAGGUCUUGUUUGUAUGUGUAGUGUGUGCUGUGAGUCACUGAAGAAAGUGUUGGAAGGUGGAAAAACAGCAAGAAAAGAAAAACAAAGACAGGAAAAUGAAUGAAAAAACAGUGGAGGAAAAUAAAUAAAUGGGAAAAUGGAAAAACAAGGAGAGAGGAAAAUAAAUGAGAGUGUUUGAGGAAGAGGAGGAGAGAGAGGUAGUACUUAGGUGAAAAGAAGACUUCUCUAUGUGUGUCUCGUGUGCUCCAAGUCACUGUAAGAAGAGAGUUGAGAAGUGAAAAAGAUGUGUGUUUGAGGAAGAGGAGGAGGAGGAGGAGGAAGAGGAGGACAGCAUUCCAGCCCCUGAGGAGGCAGACACAGGAGCACAUUAGACGUAGAGACAACAUUCCAGGCACAGAGACAUGCCCAACAAGAGACAACAUUCCAGGCACUGGGAGGAGGGCAGAGAAAGAAGACAACAUUCCUAGCUCUGGGAUGACAGGGAAAGAAGACAACAUUCCAAGCUCUGGGAAGGAAGACAGAAAAAGAAGACAACAUUCCAAGCUCUGGGAAGAAAAUAACAUUCCAAGGUCUGGUAAGGAAAAACUAAAAAGAAGACAACAUUCCAAGCUUGAGAAGACAAAAAGAAGACCACAUUCCAAGAUCUAGGAAGUAGGAAGCAAAAAGAAAGAUGACAACAUUCCAGGCACCAGGAAAACAGAAAGAAGACAACAUUCCAAGCUUGAGAAGACAAAAAGGAGACAACAUUCCAAGCUUGAGAA